CUCCCGGAAGUGUGCAUUUUGGUACGAAAAUACAUUUACCCGCGAUUAUACAUAGCUAACGUUACUUACUCGUCACAGAGUUUCUGAAUUAUUUUCUCACUUUUGGUUUAGCGAAUCAAAACUGUAAGAAACUAACUACUGCUUAUCAAGAACUGUCAUGGCCAAUUUGAAUGAAGCUGAUUUACCACCAAAUCUGACUUGCCUCAAAAAUGUUGAUACCAUUCUCCGAUGUCCCAUUUGUUUCGAAUUCCUGAGUAUCGCAAUGAUGACCAAAUGCUCUCACAACUUCUGCUCUUUGUGCAUAAGAAAAUUUCUGUCCUACAAAUUACAAUGUCCAGUAUGCAAUUCACCUACAACAGAACAAGACCUAAGAAACAACCGGAUACUGGAUGACCUGGUCACAAACUUUAAAUCUGCAAGACAGCAGUUGUCAAAUGCUAAUUUUGACUCGCCUCCAAUAUCCCGGAAGGCCCCGGCCUCAUCUGUCAAGUGUAAAAAACCUAGACAGACAACGGCCCCCAAGAAGGAAGCCUCCAUCUUCAAUCACUUUUUCCGAAAGGGGCCCACCACCUCCACAACUUCUCUCACUACAGAGGCCACACCAGCACAGCAACUUAUUCCAUGCAGAAAGAGACUGUCUGACACUCCUCUACGUAGCCAAACUGUGAAGGAGGGCCCCCGUCCUACACAGACUGUGAUAGUAGACCCUGAUCAUCAGGUCUCUGUGAAGGAGGAGCCCAUUGAGGACAUACUGCCCCAGGUGCUGGUGUCUGUAAAGAUGGAGAAGAUUGACUUCUCCAUGACAGGGCUGGCGUCCCUGGCUGUUUCACAGUCCUCAUCAGAGGACCUGAAGCCUCUAGUUAAAGUGGAGUGUCCUGUGUGUUCUGUGGGCAUCCUUGAACAGUUCAUCAACAAGCACCUGGACAGCUGUCUGACCCAAGGGGAAAAGAAGGAGAGCCUUAGGAGCUCCCUAGGUGCCAAGAGGAAGCCGAUGAGGAAGCUGGUAUACACACUGCUGUCCAUGCAGGAGCUGAAGAAGAGGCUGAAGGAGUGCCACCUCUCUGCCCAGGGCACCAGAGACCAGCUGGUCAGGAGGCACCAGGACUUUGUACACUUCUACAAUGCCCAGUGCGACGCCCUCGAACCGAAAUCAGCCAAAGACAUCGCCAAAGAAGUGGAGGCCAACGAGAAGGCUAGGAACCAACUGCAGGGGAAAACCAAAUGUGCUAUGGUCUUCUCUAAGAACCAAAGUCUGGGGCAAAUCGAUGAGAUGCAUUCAACUUACAGGAAGCAGCAUAACAGUGAGUUCUCCCGCCUUAUCGCUCAGGUCCGGGGUCGCCUGGAGACUGCGAGGACGAGGGAGAUAAAGCAGAAAGUGAGGGAUGAGGGAGGAGAGGAGGACCAGGGAGUGGGUUCCAGCUCUGCAGAUAAGGCAGCACAACAGGAACAGAGUGAUCCCAGCCCCAGUGACUCAGAGGCCUGCUGCGUAUUGAUGACAUCACCUGUGGAGGAGCCCUCUGAGAAGCAGCAGCAGCCUUCUGUUGUAGCAGUCAUCUCCAGGUCACCCAGCCCAUGUCUCAGUGAGGUGUCCAUCAGCAGCUCCGUCUCCGACAUCUUCGCUGGCAGAUGCUAUGAAGUUUUGGAGAACACCUCGAGUGGGAAACGGGCUUCCUACUCCAAGGAGGAAGACUCUUCUCUGCCACUUGUCCUGGGAAAACGAGCCCGGAAAACCUGGAAAGAGGACCGGAAGGAGUCGAGCUGAACUCUGUUAAACACCUUCACCUUUAUCUAAUUUCUUUAAGCAAAUUUUCUGGGUAUAGCAUGUUAAGAAAUACAUUUGUCAUUUUAUAACUUGGUUGUUCCACCAAUUAGAGACAUUUUGAGUGGUGAAACUUGGUGGAGAAUAACCCAGUUUAUUUCACCUAAUUGUAACAUUCUGCCAUAAAGAGCACAUAUGUGAAAUCAUGUUUUUUAACACUGGAUAAAAGUAGAGACUCAGAGCUAUGAAAUGGUAUAUCAUAUACUGCAUUUUUGAGGAACAAAGGGAAAGUAAUUCUGCUUUGAAACCUGAUACAUUUUUAACCUCGCUUUCGAGAAAAGGACCUUUGAAUGUUUUGGUACCUACUGGAGACCUCUCCUUUGUCCAUACCCAUUCAGCAUUGUUCAGACCCUGUUAAGCCAGCCCCACCCAUCUCUUUAAGGAUUCACAUGUGAGGUCAUGUGCUAAACAGUGAGUAGUGUAGUAAAGACUAAGACUUAAAGUAGUAGCCUACGAUAAGGGAAAAUUCCAGGUAAACAGAAAGUAAAAAAUAUUUUAUAAAUAUUAGAUUACACUUACCCAGACACACUUGUCUAAAUUGAUGGGCCAUGUGAAAGAUAUUCUAUAAACCCCAGCCACAUCCAGUGGUGGAAAAAGUACUAAAUGGUCAUACUUGAGUAAAAGUAAAGAUACCUUAAUAGAAAAUAACUCAAGUAAAAGUCACCCAGUAAAAUACAACUUGAGUAAAAGUCUAAAAGUAUUUGGUUUUAAAAAUACUUAAGUAUCAAAAGUAAAUGGAAUUGCUAAAAUGUACUUAAGUACAAAUAAAUAAAGCACACUCAGACAUAAUACAAACAAAGCAUUUGUGUUUAAAGUGUCUGCCAUAUCAGAUGCAGUUGGGAUGACCAGGUAUGUUCUCUUGAUAAGUGUAUGAAUUGGACAAUUUUCCUGUCAAAAUGUAACGAGUACUUUUGGGUGUCAGGGAAAUAUAUGGAGUAAAAAGUACAUUAUUUUCUUUCGGAAUGUAGUGAAGUAAAAGGGAAAGUUGCCCUAAAAUAUAAUUCGUAAAGUACAGAUACCCCAAAAAAAUACUUAAGCAGUACUUUAAAGUAUUUUUACUUAAGUACUUUACACCACUGGCCUCAUCUUUCUAAAUGGAUGGGUCUCCACAGAAGGUGUAAACGGUACAGCCAAAUGGUUACUUGCAUUGCAGAAAUAUAUAUAUAUAUAUUUGUUUUAUUUAACCAGGUAGGCCAGUUGAGAACAAGUUCUCAUUUACAACUGCGACCUGG
Molecule: messenger RNA, 3051 nt
Organism: Oncorhynchus gorbuscha (pink salmon)
Lineage: Eukaryota; Metazoa; Chordata; Actinopteri; Salmoniformes; Salmonidae
Product: E3 ubiquitin-protein ligase RAD18-like
Exons: 13
Coding region: 158-1762 (534 amino acids)
Biological process (GO): protein monoubiquitination; DNA damage tolerance
Cellular component (GO): nucleus; Rad6-Rad18 complex
Molecular function (GO): single-stranded DNA binding; ubiquitin protein ligase activity
Source: RefSeq, a predicted model, not a curated record